CUCUUCAAUUCACUUACCAAUUACCAAUGCAACUGGAAAACAUGCGUGUUUUAAUUCCUUCUCUUUGUUAUACUCACCAAUUACCUUUGCUAUUAAACUCUUCUGUUCCUUUCUUAAACUACCACCAACACUGAGAAACGUGAAAAUUCAAACAAUACUUAACAUCUCUUCUCCUCCCUUGCAAUGCGUCGUAUACCACCAGUGCCGCCGUCGUCGUCGAUUCCUUCAUCCUCUUCGGAAAGCAGCACCAACAAUCCUGUCAUUGGCUCCGAUUCUCUCUUUAUGGGUCAUCAGGCUGUAAACAUUCAAACUAACGAGAGUAGAAUAGCUGGGAAUGUUGAAUCCAUGAACUCUACUACUGAACUUGAACUACUAGCACCACUGCCACCGAGUAUGGAGGGGAAAAAUGAUGUGAACAAAGGUGAAGAUUCCAAUGAUAAACAAACACAAACUCUUCAACAAUUGAAAAAAGAAGAUGGGACAGGAACUGGUAGUACUCUUUCCGGUGUCCAUUUUGAUGUUGAAGCAUGUAGGAAAGCGUUAGCUAGGAUGAUAAUUGUUGAUGAGUUGCCUUUUAAGUUUCUUGAGGGGGAGGAAUUUCGCUAUUUUGUGAGUAUUGUGCAGCCUAGAUUCCCCAUUCCUUCUAGGAUUUCAGUUGCUAGAGAUUGUUGGGAUAUUUUAACCAAAGAGAAACAUAAGUUAAGAAGUAUGUUUAGGAGAGGGGAUUAGAAAGUGCUGGAUGGUUUGUUUCUUACUUUUUGUGGUACUCCUUAUGUUAUGGUUUGUUAAGGUUAUGAUGGUACUAACUACUAAGGUUGAUCUUUAGUCUUGUGUUAGUUAUUUUGUUAGUCUUGCUCAUUGAGUGUUUGCCUUUUUUGAUCAAAAUAAUAAGGCCUUUGUUCCU
Molecule: messenger RNA, 904 nt
Organism: Medicago truncatula (barrel medic)
Lineage: Eukaryota; Viridiplantae; Streptophyta; Magnoliopsida; Fabales; Fabaceae
Exons: 2
Coding region: 184-729 (181 amino acids)
Biological process (GO): regulation of transcription by RNA polymerase II
Cellular component (GO): nucleus
Molecular function (GO): sequence-specific double-stranded DNA binding
Source: RefSeq, a predicted model, not a curated record